AUGGCCGGCAAAGCGCACGCCCACGCUCACGCCCACGCUUUCCAGCAAGCCUGCCGUACUAGCAUUCGCAUACAGUCGACCACACGCCCUCCUGCACCGUACUUCCAGACCACACGAAGCUCUGCUUCCCCACCAACGAGGCGCAACUUGACCACAUAUGUUCCCAACAAGCCUCGAGGCAGUGAUAGCCGCUCCAUAGCCCGUCGGCCUUGUCAGCGUUAUGCCAGCACCGGCACCGGCACCACCUCAGGCCCCAGCAGACGAGCCGUCACCGUGACGAGCGACGACGGGCGGUACAACUGGUCUGAAUUGAGCACUGGGGAAAAGGCGGCGCGCGGGACACAGCAGACGUUCAACUUCCUGCUGGUUUCGCUGGGCCUGGUUGGGACUAUCACAAUAUCCUACCUCCUCUAUACCGAGCUCUUCGCCCCCGACAGCGCCACCAUCCAGUUCAACGCCGCCGUCAAGCGCAUCAAAUCGUCCCCGGAAUGCCGCGAACUGCUGGGCCCCGCAUCCCAGAUCAAGGCGUACGGCGAGCCCACCUCGAGUAAAUGGGCGCGCGCCCGGCCCCUGGCCCACGGCUCCGAAGUGGACAAGUUCGGCACCACGCAUUUCCGCAUGCAUUUCAACGUCGAGGGCCCUGACGGCCGUGGCGUCGUCACCGUCCACAUGACCAAACCUAGGGAUGAGGACAGGUUGGAGUACCAGCUGCUCAGUUUGACCGUCAAGGGUCACGAGACGGUCUAUCUGGAGAACAAAGAUGCAGAACAUGGAGUCAAAGGAAAAGUCGGCAAGAUGUUCGGUGUACAGUGGCGUUAG
Molecule: messenger RNA, 819 nt
Organism: Capronia epimyces CBS 606.96
Lineage: Eukaryota; Fungi; Ascomycota; Eurotiomycetes; Chaetothyriales; Herpotrichiellaceae
Exons: 2
Coding region: 1-819 (272 amino acids)
Biological process (GO): protein import into mitochondrial matrix
Cellular component (GO): TIM23 mitochondrial import inner membrane translocase complex
Source: RefSeq, a predicted model, not a curated record